AUGUCUGAAGAUGAGCUGCCGCUGGGACGAGCAAACCGCUCAGAAGAUAACCAUCUCUCGACAUGGAAAAUGGACAGAAUACAUGUUGGGCCAUCAAGCAGCACUACAGACGGGCAGCAACAGUCUCGGAACCAUCUGACAGCGAGCUUCAGCAACCUCAAAAUCGCAAGUCUCCCAAGUGAAAUGCCAGCUGCAAUCUGGCCGACAGGCGACAGUUCCAGACAAACACAGCCGCAGAGAAAACGAACCGUCGAUGGAGCCAUCAAGGACCAGCGCAUUUUACCCACGUUUAAUUUGAGGGAGAAUGAACCUGCACAGCGCGACAGCUACGGCCAAACCCCCAACAUGAAGUUCAAGAUGGAUUUGGACAUUCUGAGGCGCCGGAUUGCUGCAAUUGAAGCGCAAGAGCAAGGGAGCAUCCAGGAUAAGUCGGUUACGAAACGAGCGAAAGGACGGAAACAGCUAGCGGGAUUGCGGCAACAGCAGCAAAAGACGAGGAUGAAAGGCAGACAAGAUCCAGAGACAGAAAACAGUCUGAUGGACUGGAAGGAGGCGGUCAUUCGAUGA
This is a messenger RNA of Cladophialophora psammophila CBS 110553, 567 nucleotides long. RefSeq lists its product as uncharacterized. The transcript has a single exon. The record is from RefSeq and is a predicted model, not a curated record. The coding region runs from base 1 to 567 and encodes 188 amino acids. Lineage: Eukaryota; Fungi; Ascomycota; Eurotiomycetes; Chaetothyriales; Herpotrichiellaceae.